Molecule: messenger RNA, 5187 nt
Organism: Medicago truncatula (barrel medic)
Lineage: Eukaryota; Viridiplantae; Streptophyta; Magnoliopsida; Fabales; Fabaceae
Product: AT-hook motif nuclear-localized protein 4
Exons: 5
Coding region: 3954-4871 (305 amino acids)
Molecular function (GO): minor groove of adenine-thymine-rich DNA binding
Source: RefSeq, a predicted model, not a curated record
CCCAUCUUUUACCAAUUGUGUUUUGUUCAAAAUCAUCAUUAAAAGAGGGGAAAGGGGGUAAAAGAUGGGGUGAAAAAUCGCUCAAAAAAAAGAAGAGGGGGUGCAAAAUCGCACAAUUGACAAGAAGAUAGGGGGCAAAAGUGCAACUAAACACAAGAAGGUCCAUCUAACCAGAAAGGGGGCAAAAAGAUGGGGUGCAAAAUCGCUCAAAAAAAAAGAGGGGGUGCAAAAUCGCACAAUUAGCAAAAGUUAGGGGGAAAAGUGCAAUUAAGCCUUUAAUCUAAUAAAAUCUAAAUGAAAUUGAAUAGGUUAUGAGUGUCUGCAUACUUACUAUAUAAGUGGUUACUUGAGAUAAUGAAUAGAAUCUAAGAUAGUUCAAUUUUAAUUAUGUUGUUUCCUUCGUGAUUUUUUUUGCUGGAUGCAUGUUAGAUUUUUCCAACCCUAACAUAGAUAUAAGUUGUGGUAUUUUUACUCGUAGUAAUAGUCUCUGUAUGCAUAGGCAUCCAACAUUAGAUCAAUGCAAUUAGCUGCAUACAAGGUGUCCAAAAAAGCUUAUUCCUCUUCUCCAUCAAUGUUUGUCCAACCAACUUGUAGUUUGUAGCAUUGUUAAUUACAAUGUGGACAACAUUUUCUUGACCCACUUCCUCAACAUUGUCAUCCAUCAUUUUUAAAACUUUAUGAGCUUUCUUUGAAAUGGCGGAAGUAUCAAUUGAUUUUAAAAAGAAAGUUCCCAUGGGACUCUUUACCAAAAUGUUUAGGAUAGUCCUCCUUCUCUGGUUAAUCUAGCUAUUAGUCAUGAUUGUGAAACAACAACAUCAGCUAUCAAGCUCGGCUACAUGAAUCAAACAAAGCCAUAAUGUUCCAUCAUAUUCACACUACUACGUAUUUGAUCCAUGUCAUGAUUCAGUCAAGUUUUAGCAAGGCUCCAAUCUGCAACCUUUGCCUUAUUGUUCCAAUGCUCUAACCAACUGAACUUUGACUCAUGAUUGUACAUAUAAACUUUGUCCAAGAAACUUUAUACUAUUCCAAUAUGCUAUGUGUAGCCUCAACAAUUUUCUUCAAAUGUUUAUCUGUAAUGUCAUGGUAAGAUGGUGGCUAUAUCCAAUACCAAACUGACCAAUCAUUUCACAUGUCUUUAUUAAUUCUUCACCCUUUAGAACAUUAAAGGGAAUAAUAUUGUUGUAAACAAAUGUUGCAACUUUUAGGUCAGUAUCCUCCUUCAGUUUCUUCAAAGCUUAUAUCCAAUAUAAAAAAAAAAGUGCCAUUUUAGACACAUAAUAAUAUAAUAAUAACAAUAAUAAGCAAUAAUAAUAAAAGGAAAUAUAUUAUGCUAUAUUAUUAUUAUUAUUAAGUAAUAAGUAUAAAUGUAUUUGGUCCCCGUGAGCUCAACUCAGUUGGUAGAGACAUCGCAUUUUAUAUACAAGGGCCGGGGUUCGAACCCCGAAAACUCCCCACUUAUUUACCUUAAGGGUGAAGCAACUACGCUACUAGACCAAUUUCUUUUAUAAAAUGUAUUUGUUUAUAGAUAAGUAAUUGCGGUGUUUUGAAGUAUUUUCCACUUAUAUAUAUAUUAUUAUUUUUUUAUGCAUAAAUAUGGGAAUUUCUGAAUUUGGUAGGGUCCGUGUUUGAUUUCGCGAUUUAUGAAUUUUCUAUACUCAAAUGAUCUUAGGUGGGAUCACGAGUUUGACUGUAGGAAUUAAGUUAGGGGCCUUAUGGUCAACACAAACUGUAAGGAAAAAAGAUGAGGGAGGGUCGUGCAUCCGUUAUAAUAGAGGCAUUUUAUAGUAGAUUCACAAAACGAAGAGAAGAUUUCAAGCCAUUUUCAAGUAUCUUGUGAAACUGCUUUUUAUGGUCAACAGUAAUUAAAUUAAAAAGACCAAGGACUUGUCAGUAGUUGGCAAAAUUCAACGGAUCAUUGGCUUACUUUCCAGUUUUUAAAUUUUCUUUUAAAGUUGAAAUAAAUUAAUAUCAAUCAAUUUAUAUUAAAAAUUGUAUCUUCCCUUUUUUUUCCAAAAAGGGGAAAAAAGAUAAACAUCAACCCAAAUACAAUGAAAAAAUAACAUUAUUUUAAAAAAGCAUUUUUUUUCUUCAAAAAAUAUCCUAUUAUUUUAAUGUAAUCAAAUUAUGUAGUAUUGAAUUAACAACAAUUUAUCUUUUUUUUUUUGUUGAUUAUUGAAUUAACCAGAUCUCUACUCAACAUGAAUCGAGACCGGUAAAUCAAAGACUACAAAGGUGCCGUAUGUAGGCGGAACACCCAAAAUAAACACCAAUAUAAUCAUCGUCUAACUAAUGCCUGAACCUUCAACACCCAAAAGAACCACCACCACCAAAAACCAACUUCACCAGCUAAAUCAAACUCCAAUGCGAGCAACCACCGUAUACAAAAUUCAUACACACCCAUCUCCACUACUCACACCCAAAAAAACUCCCCAAAUCAAGCAACAUCUUCACCUCAUAGCUGAGCCACACCUGACCUAUUCCAACACUCAUUCGGCUUCCACCACCUCUCUACCCCCGGUCCACCGAGGAAAAAACACCAAAUAAGACCAAACAAAACUUGAAUCAAAGCACUGACGUGGCGUGUCAAAAUUGCCUUUAUUAAAUUUCCAAGAUGGAAAUUUAUUAAAAUACCUUUAUUAAAUUUCCAAGACAGACGUGAACAAAUUUCUUAACCAUAAUUUAUACUUUAAGUUUUUCAUCCAAAAUAUUAUUAAAAAAAAUUAAAUUCCCAUUAUUUACUUUAUUUUUCAUUAUAAAUGUGUUUUUCAUAAUUUAUUUGGGGGUUUUUGUUCCUAGUUUACUAGAUACAUUCUUGGUAGUCCUCGUGAGCUGAGCUCAGUUGGUAGGGACAAAUGCAUAAUAUAUGCAAGGUUCGGGGUUCAAAUUCUGACCACCACAAAAAAAAGAUACAUUCUUGGUAAUAACUUUGAUAAGAAAAUUUUAUAGGAAUUUUUUUUCCUAGGUACUUUUAAAAAAGAUUUCUGAUUAACAUACAUAUUAUUUCUGAGAAUUAUUUAGAGAUUUAUAGGUAGUUACACAUCAAUUUAUUCUCCCCUCCAUGGGAAUUUAUUUCCACCCUUCUCCUUGGGAAUAAAACAACUUUCCUAACCCAAAAUCGUUUAUAUGAGAUGGCACGGGUCUCUUCUAGCUUAACCAAGGUCUUGGGUUCGAAUCCAGCCUUGGGCAUGCAGAUGCAGCAGCGUUAAAACUCUUAGAGAGUUUGCCGCCCAUUUGGGUGCCACAAGGCUCAAGGGAUUAGUCUCCGCAGUUGUGUGCGAAGAAGAUACCUAGUUUACAUAAAAAAAAAAAAAAAAACUUGGGCAUGCAGAUGCAGCAGCGUUAAAACUCUUAGAGAGUUUGCCGCCCAUUUGGGUGCCACAAGGCUCAAGGGAUUAGUCUCCGCAGUUGUGUGCGAAGAAGAUACCUAGUUUACAUAAAAAAAAAAAAAAAAAACAAACAUAAGAAUGCAUAUUUACUAUCCUUUUAUUCUUGGACAUCUACAAAGAUAACUUGAAACAAACACAUAGUUAAUUUCCCCCACCCUUUCUUGCAAAACCCUAGGUUUCAUAAAUCAUAUCGUAGAGUCUGUGAACCAAAGUUGUUUUUCUCUCUAACAGUUAAAUCUAUGUUGUGAAUAGCGUCAUAGACUUCCACGCCAUUGGCCUGCGAAGUGCUUGUGGCAGUCGUAGAUGCCGCAUAUAGUGGUUGAGUAGUGGUGCCAUCUCGCUUGCACAACAUUUUCUUGACCUUGUUUUGGUAGAAAAUUUAUAGAAAACUUUAAUUUUUGAAAUUGUUUCAAUUUAUUAAGGGUGUAUUGGUAUUUUCAUACCCUUUCAGUGACCUAAUUAUCUUAACUCACGUGUAUAUAAGAUUGCAAUUGUGGCCGCCGGAUCUUGUUUUUUCAUUCUUCUCUUUGAUUUCCUUCGAUCCAACAUUGCUACCCUGUUCCUUCAAUGGCAUCAUCACCAACUGCCAACAACAACAAGAUGGAUUAUUUUAAACCUACUCGUCGUGGAUCCACUGAUAUUGGUUGGUGGUGGAAUUCUUUCAAAGACGAGAAUCAAAAAACAAUUGUUUGUCAUUUCUGUGGACAUCCUUCAACUGGAGGGAUCACUAGAGCCAAAUAUCAUCAAUUAGGGAUCAAGGGACGAGAAGUGAAACCUUGUGAGAAAACACCUGAGGAUGUAAAAAUCCUUCUGAAAAAUUAUUUUGAUUCAAAGCAAGCCGCUAAGGAUGCGUGUUCUGGGCCUGCAAAGGGGUUGCCAAUGCAGACUCUGGAAAGUGCUCCAGCGCCUAAUUGUACAAAGGAACGGAAGAAGAGGGGUAGGCCUUUGCAGUAUGAAUUGGGAAGUAAGGCAGCGCUGUCACCUAUGCCAGUUUCGUUUGCAUUUCCGAUGACCGGAGAAUUUUCGGCCUCAAAUAGGGGUAGAGGAUUAAAUGAUUUUAAAGAUGAUGGGCCAUCAAACUCCAUUGGUUCCCAUUUCUCACAUCACGCCUUUAUAGUGAAUUCUGGCGAGGAUGUUGCUUCGAGAAUUUCCCUUCUAGCUCUGGAUUUCCAAGCUAUAUCCGUUCUAUCUGGAUCUGGCUCUAUUUCAAGUGUCACAAUUGAUAUGUCGGAUUCUGGUAUUGAGACUUUGAAAUAUGAGGGAAUUUUUGAUCUACUUUCCUUGACUGGCUCGUUUGAACCAAAUAAAGAUGGAUUAGUAUCUGGGAAGCUGACUGUCUCUUUGGCCAUAGGUGGCCGGGUUAUUCAGGGCCCACUGGCUGGUUCGCUGGUAGCUGCAGGUCCUGUGAAGGUUGUGGUUGCAAGUUUUUGUCCUCCAAAGACGCAGAAGCAGAAGAAAGGCAAGGAGAUUGCUGAUCAUUCCUAAUCAAUUGUCCCGCUGCAUAAACAUUUAGGGUAGGUUUGGUUGUGAGAAGAAAUGGAAAGAGAGAAAGAGUGUGAGAAGAUAAAAAUAGUUGAAAGCUUGUUUUGUAUUAUAUUAUCGAUUAUCGAUGGUCAAGACUCUAGGAACUCGUCAUUUGUUAAUGCACGAGCCUGUCUAACUCCCAAUCAUUUAGAAGUUGGGUAGAGUAUACUAUUAUUAAACCUAUUGAUCCUCCAUAUCAAGGUACAUUAUUGUUUUCCUUCAAUUAGUGUUUGGUAUUGUGUUGAGUCAUCAAUAUUUAGGCUUCAUUUAUGCUAUA